UCAGCCUGGGUGGAAGGUGUGGUUUCUCUGGCUUUGGUACACAGGGAAAAAUCCUGUCGUCACAUCAAUCCAAUCCACUUCUUUCUUUGGAUAUCUUUCUACAGCCACCACAAUGUCUGUUUGGGAUGACCUGGAUCUCCUUUUAGACUCCCCUUCUUCACUGACUGUGACAUCAAAUGCAAGAGGAACGGUGAAAGAUAAGGUGAAUUUCAAAGUGGAAGAGGAUGUGGCUGCACUAAGGAAUGCCAUAGAAGGCCUUGGUACGACAGAAAAGACGCUGGUUGAAGUGUUGACACAGAGAAGCAACGCUCAGCGGCAGCUCAUUGCGAAUGCAUAUCACAAAGCUACAGGAAGAACAUUAGUGGAUGACCUGAAGGGUGACACUCAUGGAGACUUUGAGGAUUUGUUAGUUGCCUUGGUGACACCUACAACUGCUUACGACUGUCACGAAGUCAUUAAAGCAAUCAAGGGUGCUGGUACAACCGAGAGCACACUGACUGAAAUAUUUGCCUCAAGGUCCAACAGACAGAUCCGUGCCCUGUCUGAAGUCUACUUUGAAGAAACCGGAAGAUCAUUGCUUCAUGAUCUGAAGUUGGAGGUGUCUGGAGAUUAUGGCAAUGCGCUGCUCAUUUUAGCUGAGGGAAAAAGAGAUGAGAGCACCCAUGUUGAUUCUGCCAAAGCUAAGGCUGAUGCGAAGGCUUUGUAUGAAGCAGGCGAGAAAAAGUGGGGGACAGAUGAAGGCAAAUUCAUCGACAUCUUGUGCCACAGGAGUAUUCCACAGCUUCGACAGACUUUGGUAGAGUACAAGAACAUAAGCAAGAAAACCCUCCAGGAGAGCAUUGAGAGUGAGAUGUCUGGUAACCUGGAGAAGCUGCUCGUAGCCAUUGUUAAGUGUGUGAAGAGCGUCCCAACAUACCUUGCAGAGAGACUUUUCAAGAGCAUGAAGGGUUUGGGGACCACAGAGUCCACUUUGACCAGGAUACUUGUCAGCCGCUCUGAAAUCGAUUUGCUGGACAUCAGAGCCGAGUACAAGAAGCUGUUUGGUAACUCUCUCUAUUCCCAAUUGGAGUCUGAGGUUUCGGGUAACUAUGGCGACGCCCUCAAACAUCUGUGCGGCCAAGAUGACUAACUCCUCCCCAGAUGUGAUGAGAAACAUGUGGUGUGACCUUCAGCCUAACCCCUUUAGCCGAAGAGAAGGAAUGUCAUGAUUCAGGAGCAUUAUACUGAAAUAGUGGCUUGAACUAAACUGUAACAACAUCUGGAACUAACUACGCUUUCUACUGUGGAAUUCCAGGAAUGAUACAGACAGAUACUUUAAGCUUUCAACACCAGUGUAUCCUAUAUACUGGAGGAUUAACACACCAGUGAGAAGUCUGAUAUUCAUAAUAUACACAUGUUAAUGUCUUAACGAACACAAAGAUGACUGAAUACAGAAAUGAAUGUAUUCCUGAUCUUGUAAGUCUUUCUCAAAAUUGUACUUAGUCAGUAUUUUAUGCUGUUAUGUAUCACAAAUAAUCAAAAUAUUUCUUAAAAGCUUCACAUUUAAGAAAAUAAAUCAGUGUUUCAACAUAAAAGACACAAGAUGUGAGAUCUGUAUAAAAAAUACUUUAUUUAAGGGUUUUGUUUAUGUUGCUGUAUCCGACUCCUACGCAGGUCAUCAGGACUUUGUCUCCCCCUUUUCUUUCGUCCUCUAGAGGCUUCUGAACCUCAAUCUUGAACAUGAUCUGGAAAAAAUCUCUAAUGUGUCUGAGGAAUUCAAUUCUGGAGAGAGCAGGGAGAGAGGGGUGGAGGAUGGAGAGGAGAAAAAUGUUGUUUAUUCCUAAAUGUCAAGAGCAAUCCACUUUACCUCCUGCAUACUGUUUUAAAUUUCUCAAGGUGUGAUUUUAAUAAUAUACGGAAAAUAUUUUGUCAGAGGCAUGAAGAACUGAAUUGAAGGUCCUCCACUGAGUCUGUCAUAAUAAAUACAGUGGAAUUACAAUCAACAUUACCUGAAUAAAGAGGAAGAGUGUAUUGUGAUGGCACUGCCAAUCUUCAGUUAUCAUAGUACUGUACUUGAGAGGGACACAGCACCGGUACCAUGAUAACUGAAAAUGGACAGUUCAUAGUCUCCUUCAUGAAGAACUAAUAGGUAGAAGACAACCUGCAAGUAACAACGACAGUAACGGUACUGUUGUCUGUUAACAUCUCCAUUCACCACACAUAGCAAUGUCAAUUUUUAUAGCCACGUGAGCACAAGUCUUGUGACAACGUAAGAGCACAAGAAAGAUUUGUCUUAAAAA
Molecule: messenger RNA, 2279 nt
Organism: Sphaeramia orbicularis (orbiculate cardinalfish)
Lineage: Eukaryota; Metazoa; Chordata; Actinopteri; Kurtiformes; Apogonidae
Product: annexin A3-like
Exons: 14
Coding region: 113-1129 (338 amino acids)
Cellular component (GO): plasma membrane; cytoplasm; vesicle membrane
Molecular function (GO): calcium ion binding; phosphatidylserine binding; calcium-dependent phospholipid binding
Source: RefSeq, a predicted model, not a curated record